AUGGAACUUUGGCUUUUUCUUACAUUUCUUAUUCUUAAAUCAUUUUCAUCUCAGUGCUGUGAAUGGGUCAAUGCUGUGACGAUACGCAAAGCCAUUGGCAGUAAAAAUCGGUUUUUGGACUGUUUUUUGGGUUAUAAAUUCACUAUUCCAGCAGGCGCGUUUGUGGAUGUCGACAGUUGGAAGGAACUGCAUACUCAUACAUAUGUGGAAACUGUAUUCGAUGUGGAAAUGCCAAUGGAGAAAUCGAGAGAUGCUCCUUUAUAUGUAUGUCCGAAACGAAGAUUAAGAAAAAAUUUUGUUUUCAACGAUUCCUUCGAAAUACCUCUACAUUUGCGUUAUCAUGCUGCUACAGGACAAGAGGCUGAAGUUAGCAUACUUGCUCCGCAGCUGCUUUUAAGAUGCAUGGAGAAUUCAACUUUCCUUACAGUUCCUUGCAGAAAAUACUUGUUUAAGGCACCCUGUGACUGCUCGACGGAAUCAUUUUGUCAGUGGUUAAUGAUACCGUUUUUGGAGCAUAGCAGUGUAAAGUUCAAAAUACCUACUGGAAACAAAGCUUCGUUACGAUUUAUUUUAAUUAUUACCAUUUUUGUCGUUCUUUGCUGUGCUCUGACGAUUGUGCUUAGUUCGAUAAGCAAAAUCACGAAAACGAAAAUGGAAUAA
Thelazia callipaeda (thelaziosis nematode) is the source of this 660-nucleotide messenger RNA. The record is from the annotation of a GenBank genome assembly. Lineage: Eukaryota; Metazoa; Nematoda; Chromadorea; Rhabditida; Thelaziidae.